Cyphellophora attinorum is the source of this 1914-nucleotide messenger RNA. Its product is annotated as ABC transporter ATP-binding protein ARB1. NCBI's taxonomy places the organism in Eukaryota, Fungi, Ascomycota, Eurotiomycetes, Chaetothyriales, Cyphellophoraceae. Gene Ontology annotation, molecular function: ATP binding; ATP hydrolysis activity. The record is from RefSeq and is a predicted model, not a curated record. Bases 1 to 1914 code for a protein of 637 amino acids. The transcript has 2 exons.
AUGCCUGUCACAGCGUCGAAAGCGGCGCGCAUGGCCAAGAAGGCCGAGAAGGGUGAAAAGAAGACAGCCGCCUCUCGCGUGGCCUCCAAGGCCGGUUCCAAAACUGCAUCGACAAACGGCUCAAAGGCCUCCUCCGUGAACGGCGAUGAUGAGUCGCCCAUGCUGUCAGAAGAUGAGCAGGACGUUAUGGCCACCAAAACAGCGGAUAAAGACAAGGUCAAGAAAUUGACCGAGCAGAUGGACAAGCAUGGUCUGUCAGAUCGCGUCACAACGGGUGUCCUGGCCUCGCAGGAGGCGAACCGAGACGUUAAAAUCACAUCAGCGUCAUUGGUCUUUCAUGGCAAAGUCCUCAUCACCGACAGUACCCUCGAAGUCAACGCUGGCCGUCGAUAUGGCCUUCUCGGAGAAAACGGCUGCGGCAAGUCCACACUGCUCAAAGCCAUCGAUAAGCGAGAAUACCCCUUCCCAGACCACGUCGAUAUCUAUUUGCUCAAUGAAGGUGCUGAUGUUUCGGAUCUCGGCGCACUGGAAUGGGUCGUCAAAGAAGCAGAAAAAGAGGUGGAGAGACUGGAUCACCUCGCGGAACGAAUCCUCGAGACCGACGGCCCAGAGUCCCCAGAACUGCUUGACGUCUACGACCGGCUCGAGGGGAUGGAUCCCAGCACAUUCGAGACUCGUGCGUCGCUCAUUCUGACUGGUCUCGGCUUCAACAAGAAGACCAUUCACAAGAAGACAAAGGACAUGUCUGGUGGCUGGCGAAUGCGUGUUGCUUUGGCCAAGGCACUGUUCAUCAAGCCCUCUCUGUUACUUCUGGACGACCCGACGGCUCAUUUGGACCUUGAGGCUUGCGUGUGGCUGGAAGAAUAUAUGAAGAAGUGGGAAAAGACGUUGAUCCUUGUCUCGCAUUCUAUGGAUUUCUUGAACGGCGUGUGCACAAACAUGAUCGAUAUGCGAGAGAAGAAGCUAAUCUACUAUGGUGGUAACUACGACUCGUACAUCAAGACGAGGAGUGAGAACGAGACGAAUCAACAAAAGGCAUACGUCAAACAACAAGACGAGAUUGCCCAUAUCAAGAAGUUCAUUGCUUCGGCCGGUACAUAUGCAAACUUGGUGCGCCAGGCCAAGUCGAGACAGAAGAUCUUGGACAAGAUGGAGGCGGACGGCUUCAUCCAGCCUGUGCACCAAGACCGUGUGUUCACUUUCCGCUUUGCUGAGGUCGAGAAGCUGCCGCCACCCGUGCUUUCCUUCGACAACGUCACUUUCAGCUACUCUGGCAACAAAGCUGACAACCUGUACGAGAACCUCGAUCUCGGUAUCGAUAUGGACAGCAGGACAGCCCUCGUCGGUCCCAACGGUGUCGGCAAGUCAACUCUGCUCAGAUUGAUGACCGGCAAGCUCUCGCCUACUGGCGGCGCAGGCGUCGUCAACCGACAUACCCAUUUGAAGAUGGGCUUGUACUCGCAACACUCGGCAGAACAGCUUGAUCUUACCAAGUCGGCGCUCGACUUUUGUCGUGACAAGUUCGCAUCUGUCUCCCAGGACUACCAGUACUGGCGCCAGCAACUAGGUCGCUAUGGUCUUUCCGGCGAAUCUCAGACGGCCUUGAUGGGCACACUUUCAGAAGGUCAACGAAGCAGAGUUGUCUUCGCUUUACUGGCCAUUGAAGGCCCAAACAUGCUCUUGCUCGACGAGCCUACCAACGGUCUGGAUAUUCCCACCAUUGACAGUCUGGCUGAUGCUAUCAAUGCCUUCUCGGGCGGUGUCGUCGUCGUGUCCCACGACUUCAGAUUGCUGGACAAGAUCGCGAAAGACAUCAUGGUGUGCGAAAACAAGACUGUGACAAGAUGGGAGGGCUCAAUCGGCCAGUACAAGAACCACCUCCGCAAGAAGAUGGUUGCAUCCGGCGCUGUGUAA